AUGGCCCUGGGAAAGCUUGUUCACAUUGGCGUUGACCUUGUCCUGUUCUCGACCGCGCUGGCUGGCAUCCGGCGAUCCACCGGCUUCAAGGUGAAGACCGAGGGCAUUACCGACAGCGAGGAUAUGCGCGGGUAUAUCCAGAAGUAUCUGAACCUGGGCGAGAAGACCCUGGACGUGGCCGCUGUUCAAAUGAGCUCGUGGCCAAAGUACUUUACGCGCGAGCACUAG
Messenger RNA from Linderina pennispora, 228 nucleotides. RefSeq names its product DUF1748-domain-containing protein. The record is from RefSeq and is a predicted model, not a curated record. The coding region runs from base 1 to 228 and encodes 75 amino acids. Gene Ontology annotation, cellular component: cytoplasm. NCBI's taxonomy places the organism in Eukaryota, Fungi, Kickxellomycota, Kickxellomycetes, Kickxellales, Kickxellaceae. The transcript is spliced from 2 exons.